AUGGCACCUCAUCACAAGGGCCACGCCCGGCCCGGACACGGCGACGACGGCUCCUCCGACGAAGACGAUGGGAUCCAGUUCGUCGAAGCCCGAUUGGCGAACGGCGGUUUCUCGCGCGCGAAGCGGGAACCCGGGGUCGUGGACACGUUCGAUGAUCUGUUCGGGGAUGGGGAUGAUGGGGACUUUGAGCCAAAGAGUAAGGGAGGCGGAAUAUGGAAGGGGAAGGGGAAAGCCAAGGUGAAGGCUAGACCGUCGCUCAAGGCGAGGGGGAGCGAAGUGAGGGAUAAGGCCAAAAUCAAACCGGUGUCCAAGGCGGAAUCGUCCUCUAGCGCAGCGGCAGCUUCAGCGACGGCGGCAUCCGUAUCGUACCCUACGCCGACAAUGAAGCCCAAAUCCAGACUCAAGGUCGCUACGAAACUACCGGCAUCAUCGCCGGCCCCUCCGAGCUCCAGCUCCAACUUGCUCAGGGUGAACAACAACAUCCCGCUCUUUGAGCCAGGACCGUCCGAUUCGGAGGUGGAUCAGGGUAUGGAGGAAGGCGAGUCAGAGAUGGAUGACUUUGCUCAGGAGGUAGCAAGUGAAGAGGAGGAAGAGGUGGUGGAGGUGAGACCGAAGGCGAAGAAGAGGGGACAAGGGAUGUUAUGCGUGGAGAUGCCUUGGUUCCCGUGGGAGGUGCUGGAUCAGUAUAAGCUCUGGGAGCCGAGGGGUCCAGAGGGGGCGAGGGAGGAGGACGAGGAGGAGAUGGAGGCGGACGAGCCGUCAGCCGAGCUGGUGGAGCCGGCAUCAGACGAAAGGUCGGAGGUCGCAGCAGUGGAGGCGGGUGAGGAGGCGGCAGAUGUGCGAAUGGACCAGGAGGUGGCAGACGAGCCAGACCAGGAGGUGCCAGAGGACGAGGUGUCCACAGCGCCGGGCUCGGGCUCGGGCUCUCCGGAAGUGAGGGAGGCGCAGUUCCUAUCGGCGCUGGCGCGGGAAUUCGAAUCGAAACAGGCCAAGGCGGCGACGGCUUCAUCGGUGGGAGUGGAUGAAGGUCCACCGUACGAGGCGGACGCUCGAAAGUCAGACCUGCCGCAGGCGUCAAGCGACAACGACGAGAUGGACCUCGGGGACCUCAACGAGGAUGACAUUGACGCUCAUAUGCCACCUUUCCAAAACGACCUCGUCGAACCGGAACUCAUACCCCUCGCUUCUUCCCCUCCCCGUAUUCUCUCUCCCUCCACAUCACAAGCAGCUACAUCCCCGCUCAAACCUACCCAUCGACAUGACCCGGACGACUCGACCUCCUCCAUCGACCCGAUCGCGCAGGACUGGCAGUCCGCCGCUGCGCCCAGCGAGGCCCACUAUCCCGCUGACGCGGAGGAGGUCGCGUCGGAGUACGACGAGGAUAUGAUCGAGGAGGAUGAGGCGGCGGAUGAUGAGGACGAGAGCGAAUACGAAAAGGAGGAUGGCGUGCCACUUCAGACGCGGCAGAAUGCGCGGACAACGGAGGAGCGACGGGAGGCCUCAAAGAUCUCUCUCAAAUUGCGCUUGAGAGGGAAUGAACCGACGAGUGGUAAUCUUACUGUCAGUACUCGCAAUACCUCACGCUCAUCCCUCAAUCCAUCCGAGGUGUCCGAGUCCUCCAUCAGCACCAGGAUGACCCGCUCCGCUGUCCCACAGAAGCGCAAGCACGGGCAAGUCUCGAACGGCGAUAGCGAACCCGGCUCGUCCUCUAGCCCCGCGGUCGACAAUGAGGGCGAGGACGAGCUGGAUGAGCUGGACCAGAUCGACGCGGACGAAAUCGGGUCGGACGACUUCCAGAUUGAACCGGAGGGGAGACAGCCAAAGAAGGGCGGGAAAGGCCGUGCGUCUCAAAAUGCUAGGGGAGGCGGAAGGAGACAGCGGAAAGAGACGACUGAAGAGGAAGAGAGCGAGGAAGAGGAGGAAGAGGAGGAUAUCCUAGGGAGGCACAAGGAGUUUUGCGAAAAGUGUAAACUCGGCCCGGCGGAUGAGCUGCUCGCUGCGGCACUGAAGAAGAAUAAGAAGGGAGGGAGGAGGAAGAAGAGGCAUGAGGAUGAAGUGAGCGAGGAUGAAGCGGCGGAGAUGUUGGAGGGGUGGCUGGAGUGCGAAUCAUGCGUUACGUCUUGGCAUUGGGUCGGUUGGCCUCUUCGGGUACUGCGGGGCUCAGAAGCUGAUGUAAAGGGCUGUCUCGGUGCGCUCCAACAGGCCGACGCGCUUCAGUACCUCGCCGCGAUCGAAGGUCCGCCCGUCGAGGGGACGAAGAAGCGCAAAACGGUCCGGAUCGACGAGUCGGUCAUGUUCAAAUGUCGGAAAUGUCUCAAGAUGCCCAACUGCAUGAUAUGCCAGCAGGCAGAUCUGCCGCGCGAGGAAGUCGUCGGCGCGGACGGCGAUAUUGUCAUGGGUAACGGGGAGAAUCCGUCGACACCGACACCGGCGGGGCCUUCGGUCGUCGGCCCGGAUCUUCAGAACGGGGUGGAAGCGCCAGUGGAACAGCAUCUUAAGUUUAGAUGUACCCGGUGUACCCAGUCUGCGCAUUAUGAACAUUUACCGAGCCCUUUCAUCACAGGCCCAGGUAUCGAACCUACCCUGCCCCAGAUUGCCGAGUAUUAUCAACAUCCAGAGGCUCGACAUCUGGAGGUUUGGACUUGUCAUCAGUGCCGAGAUUGGGUGUGGAAGGUCGACAUGGUACUUGCGUGGCGCCCUCUUCCGGCCGACGUCAAGGAGGCGGAUCUCGGUGGGCAGUCACUCUGGACGGCGGACCUUCCCAGGGAGUAUCUGGUCAAGUUUGUCGAUCGUGGCUUUAGGCAUGUCACCUGGGUCCCUCACGCUUGGAUUAAAUCCAUGUCCCCUCAACGUCUCAAGAACUUCCUCGAGAAAGGCCCGGUCCUAAAUGUCGUUACGGACGACACGCUCGCUGCCAAGGGGGACGAGAUGGCUACUCCGACAAUCGCCAAUGUGAUGAGCCAGUCGCAGCAGGAGGAAGAGAUCUUGGGGACGCCAGUCAAGCGGAGGGGACACCAUCAUUCUGGUUCUUUGGAUGUCGGCUAUAAGAAGAAAGAGGUGUGGAGAGGGGAAGGACCGCCCCCUGAUCAGAAUGCCGAGAGUGGACUUCCUGUUGCCUGGAGUACCAUCGAUAGGGUGCUGGACAUCUACCUCUUACCGCCACCGCCAAGGAAGAAGAAGGGCCGAGGCAAGAAGGCGAAAACGUCCCGGAUCGAGUCUGACUCGGAAGCGGACAUGCCGACCUUCCAAGGGAUGGACGGUGUGGAACCCAUCAUGGAGGAGAAGGUGUCGAUCGACGAGUGGGAACGACUAGCGGGUCGGCAGCUUGAGCCGGACGAUACGGACAUGAUCGCUGGGAUGGUGACUUGGUUGUUCGCCAAGUGGGACGAUCUGCAGUAUGAUCAGUGUCCUCUGCGAGACAUGGCUGAUCCUCUAGCGACGUGGGAUACGCCCCCUCCGCUCACAUCUGAGCUGUACCCAGCGUACAAGCGCGCACUGCGGAGAUACCUCGGCGCCAGAAACAUCAGCAUUCCGAUCCUGACCGAGACGCAGUGCAAGAAGCGGGAUCUGGUUCGGCUGCAGGACGUCGACCCGCCCAAGUCUCAGCCAGAUUGUGUGGUCGGAGGCAACCUGUUCCCCUUCCAGCUCGAGGGACUUCAGUGGUUAUUGACCAAGUAUUACAAGCGGGACUCUGCGAUUCUAGCGGAUGAUAUGGGUCUCGGCAAGACUGUCCAAAUCGCCUCCCUUCUUGGCUAUCUCGGAUCUGAGGAAAUCUUCCCGUGUCUCGUCGUGGUCCCAAAUUCGACCAUCACGAACUGGGUGCGCGAGUUUGAGAAAUGGGUACCGCAUAUGCGGGUAGUACCUUACUACGGCGAAGCUAGCUCCCGGAAGGUCAUCAGAGAUUACGAGCUGUAUCAUAAGGGUAGAGUCGGUCGCCCGGAGGGACUCAAAGCCGCAGCUCACCCCUGUAGACAUAUCGUCUUGACCACGUACGACAUGAUUGUUAGCAGCAAAGAGUUCAACAUCUUCAAAGCUAUCCCUCGAUGGGAGGUGCUUUGCGUGGAUGAGGGUCAACGGCUCAAAUCAGACAGCUCGCUCAUCUUCUCGAACCUCAAAAAGCUCAACUCGGUCCACCGUCUUCUCUUGACUGGUACCCCGCUCAACAACAAUAUCCGGGAACUCUUCAACUUGCUCAACUUCCUGGAUCCAAACAAUUUCAAAGAUCGAAAUGAUCUGGAGAAGAAGUUUGAGCAGGACAAGCUGAAUGAGGAUCUGGUCAGGGAGUUGCAUGCGCUUGCCCAGCCUUAUAUCCUCCGGCGGAUCAAGGAUGAUGUGUUGAGGCUUCCACCCAAGGUGGAGAUCAUCGUGCCUAUCUCCUUGACCAAGAUGCAAGUCGAAGUCUAUAAGCUCAUCCUCGAGACGAACGCGGAACGUAUCCAGAGCGCGAUGGCGGAACGCAAGAAGCGGGCCUUGCGGGAAGGGAGACUGCAGCCGAAGAUCACGGGAGGGGAGGUCGUGGUGACGGAGGCGGCCAAGGAGGUUGUGGAGGCUGUUGGGAAGGAGGAUGGGGGUAUGACGGAAGCUGUAGUGCCAGAGAAUGGGGCUGGGGAGUCUGUGAUAGUAGCGGCGACUGCAGCGGAGGCCAUGGGUCAGGAGAUGGUCCAGCCGCUGGCAUCGGGGGCGGAUGGCGUUCAGGCGGGGUAG
This is a messenger RNA of Dioszegia hungarica, 4704 nucleotides long. RefSeq names its product SNF2 family N-terminal domain-containing protein. Gene Ontology annotation, biological process: chromatin remodeling; negative regulation of transcription by RNA polymerase II. The record is from RefSeq and is a predicted model, not a curated record. Lineage: Eukaryota; Fungi; Basidiomycota; Tremellomycetes; Tremellales; Bulleribasidiaceae. The coding region runs from base 1 to 4704 and encodes 1567 amino acids. Gene Ontology annotation, molecular function: chromatin binding; histone binding; ATP binding. The transcript has 17 exons. Gene Ontology annotation, cellular component: nucleus; chromatin.